GUUAUAGAAGUAAAAUGCAACUUUCAGUUCGGCAGCUUCACCUUUAUUCAGCACAAAAAUAUGGACUGUAAGGAAGUAGAUUUUAAUCGAGGAAUUCAGGAAUAUAUUGAUGGCUUUGGUGAACCUUUUGGUGAACACUGGAUUGGUCUACAACAUAUUCAUGACAUAUCUCAAAAUCGAAAUAAAACUUUGCUUAGUGUCAGUUUAGAUACGUUUGGUGCCCCCAAAAUUUCGUAUUACUACAAUUUCAAGUUACAACCUGGACCUGAUUUCAGAAUAUCGUUAAGUGAAUAUGAUUCGUCCUAUUCGGCCACAGCUGGCGAUUCCCUUACAGUCAGUGGUGAAAGCAUCAACGAGAGACCUUUCUCAGCAUAUGAUCGAGACAAUACUAGCCAUAAUUGUCCAGCCAGGUUCGAAAGCGGUUGGUGGUAU
This is a messenger RNA of Lottia gigantea (owl limpet), 432 nucleotides long. RefSeq lists its product as hypothetical. The annotation marks the transcript as partial. The transcript has a single exon. Lineage: Eukaryota; Metazoa; Mollusca; Gastropoda; Lottiidae. The record is from RefSeq and is a predicted model, not a curated record.